Rotaria sp. Silwood2 is the source of this 3126-nucleotide messenger RNA. Lineage: Eukaryota; Metazoa; Rotifera; Eurotatoria; Philodinida; Philodinidae. The record is from the annotation of a GenBank genome assembly.
AUAUGUAUGAAGAUGAAACUUUCACAAGAUGUGUAAUUAUUAGUCAUAAUUCAUAUCCUAAAAUUUCAGCUCGAUCCGUCUGGCGCAAAAAAAGUCGAUUUUUCAAUCUCUCUUGAUAUGGUUUGUUCAAUAUGACAUGUACGCGGUCAUAGUAUACAGUACUUUUAUGAAAAGUUAUUUUUUUCGUGGAACAUAUCAAUUGUCUCUUAUCAAAACGCCAGGAACGUAAACCACUUUUAUAGAAAAACUUCUAUUGGUUCAAAACAGCCAUUAUUGCAUCUCUAUCGUCAUCCAUCAACGAUGAUCCCAGAAAAAUGACUUGGACAAGAAAAAUAUUCCACUACAAUGUCUAUUUCUCUCUAUAGUUUCGAAUAAUAAAAAUAAAAAUCUUCGAAAAAUUGUCAUGACUUGUGGCUCCCCCACGAGUGAAUUUCUCGUUAUUGAUUCGAUGAGUCACUAAGUUCUAACUAACUGUGUAAUAUUUUAUUAGUUCAUUCCAUUUUGUCUAUGUUAAUAUACUCAGCUCUUUUCCGGUGCUGAUUAACGAACAGUGAAAGGAAUAAAAUGUUUGUAUCUUUUAAAAAAAUUUUUAUUAAUCAUUUUCUUUUAUGCACUAUUAGGUCAACAGGAAAUACACUUGUGGAACUUCAUCAAUUUUUUGAAGAUGAUCCAGAUGAUUAUCGAUUGGAGAUGGAAGCUGAAAUUCGGCUUAAAGCUCUUUAUUCAUGUCUUGUUAAUGCAACAUCAAGAACAAUGCUACAAAUUGGUUUAAGUGGUUUAUUAACAUAUCUUAAAGCAUCUCAAAGAAGUCCUAUUAUUGAUGAAUUACUUUUAUCAAAAGAUUAUAUUUCAGAAAUUAUUACUAUUGCUGCUGACCAUUUUACAACAGCACCAUUACUCUCAGCAACAUGUCUUUAUGAAUGUAUGUUGCAUUAUCCAAAAAAAUUUUCACCAUUUCUCAUUAAUAAAUUUCGUCCAUUAUUACCUCGUAUUAUCUAUAAAAAAAUGUCUGGUCCAAGCGAGAUUUGUUGCAAAUGUAUUGCUCAUUUAUCUGUACUUGGAAUACCAUCAACUUCAAAACAAGCUAAAUCAUGGAAAAAUGAAUACGAUCGAUAUCUUAAAAUAGCUUCUCUUCUUAUUGAUCAACUUUAUUCAGGAAUAAAUGAUUAUCUUUGUUCGGAUAUAACUGAUAUUGAAACAACAUUAACAGCUGAAAUUGGUGAUGUUAUUUCAUCAACUGAUUAUGCGGCUAUUUUUUCUAAUUGUUGUAAUAUAUUAAGAUAUCUUUUUUAUGUGCAAUUGGAUUCACCAGUAACAGUGUCAUGUGAACGAACAUUUAAAUUAAUAUCAAAAGUCAUAUCCAUUAAUAGCCAACAAUUUAACACACUUCAUCGUAAACAACAUUUACCAACAUUACUUGGUUCUUGCGUUCAAUUAUGUGAUACACUUGUUACUUUUAAUCCAUCAUCAUUUAUGUUUAAUAUUCGAUCAAUAUUUACAUUAUUUAUUUCAUUACUUGAUAUUGUACGUCCACAAGCUGAAUACUUAACAUUAUCAAUAAAUAUUUAUCAAUUAUUAACAAAUUUAUUCGCAUUAUUUCAUCGACAAGUACGAAUUGAUGUUGAUGUAUUACAAAAAUUAAUUCGUUGGAUUAUAAAUGAUACAACAUUACGUACACGAUCGAAAAUACCAAUUGCAUAUUUAUCAAGACCAGAUCAUAAUUUAUCUCGAAUUGUGAUUAAUUGUUCUCAACAACUGCUCAAUAUUUAUUCGGAUCAUAUGCCGAAAGAUCAAUAUAAUCUUAUUCAAAAUCAUUUUAUACAAACACUUAUGAUUUGUCAAUCAAUAAAUAAUAGUAUUAAUAAACCAUAUGAUGAUGAAAUAUGUCGUGUUGGUUUAUAUAAUAUUCUUGAAUGUUUAUUAAUUAAUGAAAGAGCUGAUUGUUCAACAAUUAUUGCUAUUAGUAAAGAUUUAAUUGAUAAUGCUGCCUUAUUAGAUCCAUCUGUUAAAGUUAAAAUGGCUGUACGUAAAUUAAAACUUGUAUGGCAACAAGUACACGAUUCAACAAGUCAUUUAUAUCAACCAUGGUCAUUUUUAAAUGUUGAUAAACCACGAAAAGUUAUUCCUAAUAAUAUUAAUUAUUCAACAACAACAAAUGAACUUCGUAAUGUAUUUUUACCUCCAUCAAUGCCAAUGAUGAGUAAUGUCGAAACAUCAUCAAUAUCAAUGAUGAAUACAGAACAACCACUUUUAAUUAAUUCUCAAUCUAUUUCAAAACCAUUAGUUCAUCAAACUCCUAUGGAGACAGCAACAAAUGUAUUUUUACAACCACCAACUUCAAUGACAUAUCCAACUCUUGAUGCUUUACCUCAAUCACAGCCAACAAAUCUCGAAACAUUUGUUUCACCUGUUAAAGAACAUCAUAAAGAAGAAUAUAAUCAAGUAUCUGAACAACAACGAAAACGACCAAAAUUAGUCGAUACACGACCAGUUGAAAUUGACGAUGAUGAAGAAGAAGAUGGAGCUGAACAAAUUUUUGCUGAUGAAAGUGAUGACGAAGUACACGAGAAUGAACACAUGGAUGAUUAUGAUGAAGAAGUUGGUGAAGAAAGUGAAGAAAUGGAUGAAAGUGAUGAAGUUGAUGAUGAAGAUGAUGAUGAUGAUGAUGAUGAUGAAGGUAGAUCAGAUAUUAGUUCUGAUGAUAAUGACGAACGUUUAAUACAUACAAAUGGUAUUAAAAAAACCAAUCAACGUUUAGGUGUUCAUCAAUCAAAUGUUGAUCUACUUGGUAUGGAUGGUGCACAAUCGGAUUUAUAUCUUCAAACAAUGAAUGAUAAUCUUCAUAAAAAGUUUCGUCGUCACAAUCAUUUUGAUCGUCAUUAUUCAUCUUUACAUCCAAUAUCAGGAGAUUUUUCACAUAAUAUUAAUAAUACUAAUAAUCAAAUCUAUCAUCCUACACAAUUAAAUGGUGAUUAUAAAAAUAAUAUUAAUAAACCAACAGUUGGUAAUGGUCAAGUAUUAUCAAAAAAAGAUGCUGAUAAUGAUAAUGAUGAUGAUGAUAUUGUAUUAGUUAGUGAUGAUGAUAGUGAAGAUAAAAAAUCAGAAACAAAAACAAAUAGUAUAUAG